AUGGAUACACGACCCGAUUUGAGUAGGGAACGAAUGUCGUCAAGGAUAGACUUCCUUUCUAAUAAUUUGAAGUUGGAUGUUAGGGCACAUCAGAGAACUUACGAGGGAGCAUACACUCGUACAGCUAUAGGUUGCUUGUCAUUUUCAAUAGUAAUUAUUAAGUUAUUUUCGAAGGAGUUCCUUCUAAUUGGAACAAUCUACACUGCUUAUGGUUGUUUGCUCUAUUUUAUAGGGGUAGUCAAGUCAUAUUCAGUUGAUACAUAUUAUGAUCCGUCUAAGAAGAUGGAAAUGUAUAAAACUGGGGGUAAUAGUGUCCUAGUCCUAUCAGUGAUAAGUUUUAUUAGCUACGUUGCAUUAUUGGUGUUGGUAAUACGGUUGUGA
Molecule: messenger RNA, 381 nt
Organism: Debaryomyces hansenii CBS767
Lineage: Eukaryota; Fungi; Ascomycota; Pichiomycetes; Serinales; Debaryomycetaceae
Exons: 1
Coding region: 1-381 (126 amino acids)
Source: RefSeq, a predicted model, not a curated record